Molecule: messenger RNA, 1738 nt
Organism: Tachyglossus aculeatus (Australian echidna)
Lineage: Eukaryota; Metazoa; Chordata; Mammalia; Monotremata; Tachyglossidae
Gene: PAX5
Product: paired box 5
Exons: 12
Coding region: 1-1200 (399 amino acids)
Biological process (GO): regulation of transcription by RNA polymerase II; anatomical structure development
Molecular function (GO): RNA polymerase II cis-regulatory region sequence-specific DNA binding; DNA-binding transcription factor activity, RNA polymerase II-specific
Source: RefSeq, a predicted model, not a curated record
AUGGAAAUACACUGUAAGCACGACCCGUUUGCAGCAAUGCAUCCAGGACAUGGAGGAGUGAAUCAGUUAGGGGGUGUUUUUGUCAACGGCCGCCCGCUCCCUGAUGUUGUCCGCCAGAGAAUUGUGGAACUUGCCCAUCAAGGUGUGAGACCGUGUGACAUCUCCCGACAACUGAGGGUCAGCCAUGGCUGUGUCAGCAAAAUUCUCGGCAGGUACUAUGAGACCGGAAGUAUUAAACCUGGAGUGAUUGGGGGAUCAAAACCAAAGGUCGCCACGCCCAAAGUUGUAGAAAAAAUUGCAGAAUAUAAACGCCAAAAUCCCACCAUGUUUGCCUGGGAAAUCAGGGAUAGACUCCUAGCCGAGAGAGUAUGUGACAAUGACACUGUACCCAGUGUCAGUUCAAUUAACAGGAUCAUUCGGACAAAGGUGCAACAGCCGCCUAAUCCCAAACCAGAUCAUUCAGGCCUCAGACUUGCUUUGCCUGGAGAGACUCUAGUGCCUGAAGUUUCGUCCACUGGGUCUGUGACCCAAGUGUCCUCAGUGAGCACCGAUUCUGCAGGGUCCUCUUACUCCAUCAGCGGAAUUCUGGGAAUAACAUCCCCCAGUGCAGAAACCAACAAACGCAAAAGAGAUGAAGGUAUUCAGGAAUCUCCAGUACCAAAUGGCCAUUCACUGCCAGGAAGAGAUUUCCUUCGGAAACAGAUGCGGGGGGACCUUUUCACUCAGCAGCAACUAGAAGUAUUGGAUCGAGUCUUUGAGAGACAACAUUAUUCUGAUAUUUUCACAACCGCUGAGCCAAUCAAACCAGAACAGACAACAGAAUAUUCAACCAUGGCAUCACUGACCGGUGGAUUAGACGAUAUGAAGGCCAAUUUAACGAGCCCAUCGUCAGCGGAUUUAGGGGCCAGCGUUCCUGGGCCACAGUCAUACCCCAUUGUGACAGGUCGUGAUUUGGCAAGCACAACCCUCCCAGGAUACCCUCCCCACGUCCCCCCUGCUGGACAGGGCAGCUACUCUGCUCCAACGCUGACAGGAAUGGUGCCUGGGAGUGAAUUUUCUGGGAGCCCUUAUAGUCACCCACAAUAUUCAACGUACAAUGAUUCCUGGAGAUUUCCCAAUCCUGGAUUGCUAGGCUCUCCUUACUACUACAGUGCUGCCGCCCGUGGAGCCGCCCCCCCCAGCAGCUGCCACUGCCUAUGACCGCCACUGACCCGAUGAGUCGAGAACUCAAGCACUUACUGCCCAUAUCAUCUGACACGACGGCAUUUGAAUCACUGAGACAUAACCAAGCCAAUUAGACUGGAGGAGAGGAACAAAAGAAUGUCCAAUAGGAAUCCACAAGAGAUUGUCCAAUAGGAAUCCACAAGAAAAUAAUUCAAUAGGAAUCCAUAGACUUGACUGAGAUUUUCUUCCCUACAAGGGGGUGAACUGAUAUGUGUUUUUUGUUUUUUUUUAAGGAAAUCAAUGAGAUUUUACUAAAGUUGACUGGGUCUCAAAAAAACCGACCGACCGACCGACCGACCGAAAAACAGUUCUGCUGACAUUCCAUUUUGUUUGAAGGACCGGGCUGUUUCUUGUGAGCAGCCUGCCAGCCCCUGGACCUAUUGCCUCUGGUUGUUUCCAAUUGCGCACCUGAGGAAGAGCAAACCAGAUGGGAUCUUGAGCAGUCCAUUCCAGGGGGUCCCUUUCAAGUGCAUUGACACUGGCUGUCUAGCUUGCCCUGGGCAUCGAGGUGUUU